GCUGGACACCCGCUUGCCAGCAGGCAUUUGACCUGGUUAUUGAGAGCCUUACCUCCGCCCCGGUGUUAGGUUUUGCUGAUCCCCAGAAGCCCUAUGUACUCCACACCGAUGCAAGCACCACUGGACUCGGUGCUGUUUUGUAUCAGGAACAGGAGGGUCAGUGUCGAGUCAUAGGCUAUGCAAGCAGAGGGUUGUCAAGGAGUGAGAGUCGCUAUCCAGCACACAAGUUGGAAUUUUUAGCACUCAAGUGGUCAGUGACAGAAAAGUUCAGUGAUUAUCUCUACGGUAACCACUUCACUGUUGUUACUGAUAGCAAUCCACUGACGUACAUACUGACCUCAGCAAAACUUGAUGCGACAAGCUAUAGGUGGCUGGCAGCACUGUCCACGUUCUCAUUCAAACUUCUCUAUCGUCCAGGAAAGCAAAAUGGCGAUGCAGAUGGACUGUCCCGCAGGCCUCAUGGGAAGCUGGCUGAUGAUCUUAAAUCUCAAAAAGAGAGAGAACGCAUAAGACAGUUUACUCAGGGUCACCUCUCUGAUCCAGAAAAUAUAGAUGCAGUAGAUCAAGCUGUUGUGCAAGCAAUCUGUGAGAGACAGCUCAUUUACAGUGUCAGUUAUGAUGGCCAAGAUUCUUCAGAUGGUGUUGCUUUAGUUGAAACUCUUGCCAUCUCAGCUACUGCUGUGCCUGACAGUUAUGGGCAAGAAGAUCACCUUGGUGGGUUGCCAGUUAUCCUCCACCUAACUGAGGCAGAGCUUGCGAGUAAACAAAGAGCUGAUCAAAGUAUAAAGCAUGUCAUUUCCCAGAUUGAGCAGGGAGAAAAACCACCCCCAACCUUGCGACAUGAACUCACUGAGCUUCCACUGUUGUUGAGGGAGUUAAAUCGCCUUGAACUCCGUAAUAACAUCUUGUACCGGAGACGCCAAGUGGGAUCUCAGACCUUUUAUCAGCUUGUGCUCCCAGCUGAACUGCGUGACACAGUUUUGACCAGCCUACACGAUCAUAUGGGUCAUAUGGGGGUUGAUCGUACACUGGAUCUUGUAAGGACCAGAUUCUUUUGGCCAAAGAUGGCUCUGGAUGUCGAGAGAAAAGUCAAAACAUGUGGCAGGUGCGUACGGAGGAAGGCGCUGCCUGAGAGAGCUGCACCUUUAGUAAACAUUAACACCACCAGACCCCUUGAGCUCCUCUGUAUGGACUUCCUCUCCCUUGAACCUGACAAAAGUGGGACCAAAGACAUACUGGUGAUUACAGAUCACUUUACUAAGUUUGCGGUUGCCAUACCAACACCUAACCAAAAGGCCCGCACAGUGGCAAAGUGUCUGUGGGAGAACUUUAUGGUGCACUAUGGAAUGCCAGAAAAGUUACACAGUGAUCAGGGACGUGAUUUCGAGUCCCGCACAAUAAAAGAGCUCUGUCGAGUGGCCGGCAUACACAAAGUAAGAACAACCCCAUACCACCCUAGGGGCAACCCCGUUGAGCGAUUUAAUCGCACGUUACUAGACAUGCUAGGUACUCUUGAAAGCUCAGAGAAAUCUCGUUGGCGUGAUUUUGUAAAACCCCUGGUCCACGCCUAUAAUUGCACCAGGAAUGAGGUGACAGGUUUUACACCAUAUGAACUGAUGUUCGGACGUCAGCCUCGUCUGCCGGUUGAUUUGGCGUUUGGAUUACCAGUGCAAGGGGGUCAGCAAACAUCACACGCAGAGUAUGUGCAAAACCUCAAGUCACGACUUGAAGACAGCUACAAGAUAGCAAUUGAAAAUGCUGCAAAAAUAGCACUCAAGAACAAAAUGAGGUUUGACAGGCGUGUGACUGCUUCGGACUUGGAAGCUGGAGACCGAGUUUUGGUCAGAAACGUUCGCAUUCGAGGAAAACAUAAGAUUUCAGACAAGUGGGAGUCAAUUGUCCAUGUGGUGGUGAGGAGAGCAGGUACCCUGCCCGUCUAUACAGUCAAACCUGAAAAUCAGGAUGGUCCUUUAAGAACACUGCAUAGGGACUUACUCCUUCCAUGUGGUUACUUGCCUACAGAGGUCAGCAAGGCACCUGGCCAGCAGCCCGCAAGACGCAAGCCAGCAACCCGUGCAAAUCCUGCUGUGGAUGAGAAUCAUUUCUCAGACGAUGAAGAUGAAAUCAUUCCUGUUUACUGUUUCAGAGAACCCCCAAAUGCUCAGUUUCCCACAGUCCAUGACAGUCUAGUGCAGCCUGAUCCAACUAUGUCUACUGUGCAGGAUAAACAGCAUUCUGAACCUCCGAGCAAUUGUCCUGUUGAGAGUCCGGUAAAUGCUCAAAAUGUUGAUUGCACUCCUGAAAUUAACAAACCACCUGAUAUGUCCAAUGGUGCCUCGGACAGUCCCCUCACACAUAAUGAUCCUAACUGUCACCACCACGACACUGAGGACCUACUUACCGAAAGAGUCAUGCUUGAUGAACAAGUUCAUGACAUCGUUAUGACCGAAAGUAACUUACCUGCUAGUAAAAACCCUGUGGAGGAACAAAACUUACCUGAUGAUGACAUUCAAAUAGAGCAGUUUCCAGUGUUCUCUGAAAUGUUAGAGAGUGAAAAGGAGAUGAGUCACAAUGGAGGUAAAGAACCAGAAGAGGAAAUAAAGGAUACAACAGUCAGGAGAUCAGAGAGAAUCCGUCAGCCGUCAAAGAGACUUGAUUAUACUGAACUUGGAAACCCCUUUGUCACAGUUGUUAAAUCAUUCUUCCAGGGGUUAACCACAGCUGUGGCUGACGUUUUAAGUGAGGGUGAAAACUCAUAUCCUUCUGUCCUGUACCCUGAGAUACAAACAGUUCAACCAUUGCCAUGUACAGGGACGUACAUGAGUUCAAAGGGGGAGAGUGUAGCCAGGUUUAAUAAUGAGAAGCCCUAUUUAGCUGUCUGACCCAGCCAUGAAAGGGUUAACUUUAAUUUUGUAUCUUUGAUGGACUUGUAAGUGAGCCAAUGGGUGAAUUGUAUGAGGCACUGAACUAACCAAUCAGCUGCCAGCUAGGCUCCGUUACAGUUACGCCUCUAGUUUUGCGUCACUGCACGUUCUUUUGGCGCUUGCACUUGAGCAUAGGAGGCUGCGUUAUCUGCUUGGUAAGAUGAGAAAACAAUAUGGAGUGAAUUAAACAAGUUCUGUAAUCAUUAUUGCUUAUACUGACUAUACCUUGCUGUAAUAUAGAGUGUAAACGAAAGCUGUGCCUGAAUCCACUGUUGUCAUGGAGCUAAAGGCAGUGAAUUCCGUUAAAAUGUAUCCUGUAGCAGUCCAUUUAUUCACUGAAUGGUAAUUGAAAGAAAUGAUUUGGCCUUAUUUAUAGGUCAGGUUUUGGUAAGAGUUGGGAACAUCGUGCAGAGAUCCUUUCCGUGG
This is a messenger RNA of Carassius carassius (crucian carp), 3350 nucleotides long. RefSeq lists its product as uncharacterized. NCBI's taxonomy places the organism in Eukaryota, Metazoa, Chordata, Actinopteri, Cypriniformes, Cyprinidae. Bases 1002 to 2882 code for a protein of 626 amino acids. The transcript is spliced from 2 exons. Gene Ontology annotation, biological process: DNA integration. Gene Ontology annotation, molecular function: nucleic acid binding. The record is from RefSeq and is a predicted model, not a curated record.